This is a messenger RNA of Molossus molossus (Pallas's mastiff bat), 2490 nucleotides long. RefSeq names its product nuclear receptor binding protein 1 (gene NRBP1). Gene Ontology annotation, cellular component: endomembrane system; cytoplasm. The record is from RefSeq and is a predicted model, not a curated record. Bases 437 to 2044 code for a protein of 535 amino acids. Lineage: Eukaryota; Metazoa; Chordata; Mammalia; Chiroptera; Molossidae. The transcript is spliced from 18 exons. Gene Ontology annotation, biological process: intracellular signal transduction; endoplasmic reticulum to Golgi vesicle-mediated transport; protein phosphorylation. Gene Ontology annotation, molecular function: protein kinase activity; ATP binding.
AACUGUCAUGGCGCCUUCAAGAAGAGGGAGAAGACCUUCCUUUCGCCCAGCGGAAUCAUCGGGGACACCUAAAGUGGACAGAGGGGUGGACGGACAGAUGAGCUCCAGUUGAGACCGAAAAUAUUGAAACCUCGGAGAGGUGUCGGCCGGACAAGCUCAAGGGGAGGAGACCCACUUGAAAAACGAUCCCAGACAGCGAUCGCCUAUCCGAGGCACCGCCCACUCCCACCCUUGUCCAAUGGAAACCCAAUGGCAAUGCGGCACCGCCCAUCUGUUGGUCCGGACGCCAAGAGGGCGGGGCUCAUAGUUCGGUUGCGCUGCGGAGCGCAGCUGUGAGGGAGUCUCUCGGAUCUGCGGCCCCGGAACCCGAACUGGAGCUGAAGCGCAGACUCCAGGAAGCCGAGUCGGGAGUGCAGGCCUGAGUGUUCGUUCCAGCAUGUCGGAGGGCGAGUCCCAGACAGUACUCAGCAGUGGCUCUGACCCAAAGGUAGAAUCUUCAUCCUCAGCUCCUGGCCUGACGUCAGUGUCACCUCCUGUGACUUCCACAACCUCCGCUGCUUCCCCAGAGGAAGAAGAAGAAAGUGAAGAUGAGUCUGAAAUCUUGGAAGAGUCACCCUGUGGGCGCUGGCAGAAGAGGCGAGAAGAGGUGAAUCAGCGGAAUGUACCAGGUAUUGACAGUGCAUACCUGGCCAUGGAUACAGAGGAAGGUGUAGAAGUUGUGUGGAAUGAGGUACAGUUCUCUGAGCGCAAGAACUACAAACUGCAGGAGGAAAAGGUCCGUGCCGUGUUUGAUAAUCUGAUUCAGUUGGAACAUCUCAACAUUGUUAAGUUUCACAAGUAUUGGGCUGACAUUAAAGAGAACAAGGCCAGGGUCAUUUUUAUCACAGAAUACAUGUCAUCUGGCAGUCUUAAGCAAUUUUUGAAGAAGACCAAAAAGAACCACAAGACUAUGAAUGAAAAGGCUUGGAAGCGCUGGUGUACACAAAUCCUCUCUGCCCUAAGCUACCUGCAUUCCUGUGACCCCCCCAUCAUCCAUGGGAACCUGACCUGUGACACCAUCUUCAUCCAGCACAACGGACUCAUCAAGAUUGGCUCUGUGGCUCCUGACACUAUCAACAAUCAUGUGAAGACUUGUCGGGAAGAGCAGAAGAAUCUACACUUCUUUGCACCAGAGUAUGGAGAAGUCACUAAUGUGACAACAGCAGUGGAUAUCUACUCCUUUGGCAUGUGUGCACUAGAGAUGGCAGUGCUGGAGAUUCAGGGCAAUGGAGAGUCCUCAUAUGUGCCACAGGAAGCCAUCAGCAGUGCCAUCCAGCUUCUGGAAGACCCAUUACAGAGGGAGUUCAUUCAAAAGUGCCUGCAGUCUGAGCCUGCUCGCAGACCAACAGCUAGAGAACUUCUGUUCCACCCAGCACUGUUUGAAGUGCCCUCGCUCAAACUUCUUGCUGCCCACUGCAUUGUGGGACACCAACACAUGAUCCCAGAGAAUGCACUGGAAGAGAUCACCAAAAACAUGGAUACCAGUGCUGUACUGGCUGAAAUCCCUGCAGGACCAGGAAGAGAACCAGUUCAGACUUUGUACUCUCAGUCACCAGCUCUGGAAUUGGAUAAAUUCCUUGAAGAUGUCAGGAAUGGGAUCUAUCCCCUCACAGCCUUUGGGCUACCUCGGCCCCAGCAGCCACAGCAGGAGGAAGUGACAUCACCUGUGGUUCCUCCAUCUGUCAAGACUCCAACACCUGAACCAGCUGAGGUGGAGACCCGAAAGGUGGUGCUGAUGCAAUGCAACAUUGAGUCAGUGGAAGAGGGAGUCAAACACCACCUAACGCUUCUGCUGAAGCUGGAGGACAAACUGAACCGGCACCUGAGCUGUGACCUGAUGCCAAAUGAGAACAUCCCUGAGUUGGCAGCUGAGCUGGUGCAGCUGGGCUUCAUUAGUGAGGCUGACCAGAGCCGGCUGACUUCUCUGCUAGAGGAGACCCUGAACAAGUUCAAUUUUGCCAGGAACAGCACCCUCAACUCAGCUGCUGUCACCGUCUCCUCUUAGAGCUUACUCGGGCCAGGCCCCAAUCUGAGCUGUGGCUGUCACUAGACGUGCUGCAGCCUUCCUGCCCCUUCCCCCAGUCAGUAUUACCCUGUGAAGCUCCUUCUCUCCUUUAUGAUUUAGGAGGGCUUUGGGGCUCCCUGGAUCUGAGCAUCACCCUACCCCUUCCCCUUCUUUUCCUCCCCUCUGCACUUUGUUUACUUGUUUUGCACAGACGUGGGCCUGGGCCUUCUCAGCAGCCGCCUUCUAGUUGGGGGCUAGUAGCUGAUCUGCCGGCUCCUGCCCAGCCUGUGUGGAAAGGAGGCCCAUGGGCGCUGGGGGAGCUGAAAUCUACAAUCCCGCUGGGGCGGAGGGGGCGGGAGAGAAGGGUGGUGCUGCAGUGGUGGCCCAGGGGGGCCAUUCAAUUCGCCUCAGUUGCUGCUGUAAUAAAAGUCUACUUUUUGCUAAAA